This is a messenger RNA of Setaria italica (foxtail millet), 729 nucleotides long. RefSeq lists its product as uncharacterized. NCBI's taxonomy places the organism in Eukaryota, Viridiplantae, Streptophyta, Magnoliopsida, Poales, Poaceae. Gene Ontology annotation, biological process: shoot system development; root development. Bases 14 to 727 code for a protein of 237 amino acids. The transcript has a single exon. The record is from RefSeq and is a predicted model, not a curated record.
UUCCAUUCCAAGCAUGGCCUGCCACCUGAGAUCCGCGAGUGUGCCCUCAAGCCCUCGCUCCAAUGGAACCAAUGUCGAGGAACAGAUCCGGAGCCUGACAGCAGCCAUCUCUUCUCCCUCUGCAACCAUCCAAACCAUGAUUGAUGGUCUGUUCAAGCUCGGGACCAUCUACAGCUGCAUCGAUGAGCUCAUUUGCUUUCCCAGCAGCCAGCGUCAACAAAGGAAGGCAGUGGAGGAGGAGCUUGAGUGCUCUCUCGUCUUGCUCGACCUCUGUGAUGCCAUGCAAGAAAGCUUCGCAGAGUUCAGGACGAGCAUCCAGGAGAUGCAAUUGGGCCUAAAGAGAGGAGAUGAUGUGGCUGUUCAGGCCAAGGCUCAGUCUUACGCUCGUUCGGUCAAGAAGGCGCAAAAGCAGUUCAAGAAGAUCAACAGCAAGGUUGCUCUUGACACUGAUAACUGCAGGGUGAUCAAGCUAUUGUCUGAAGCAAGAGAACUUGCUCUGUCGAUGCUGGAAUCGACAUUGUACCUCCUGUCAAAGGAGAUCUUGAUGCCGAGUGCUAGCAAGUGGUCUCUUGUUUCCAAGGCAUUCCAGAAGAAGAGAGUCUUGUGCAAGGAGGAGCAAUUGCAGGUCUUGGAGUUGGAGAUUGUUGAUCUUGAGAGCGAACUCCAGAUUGUCUUCAGGAGACUGAUCCAAUCCAGGGUCUCGCUUCUCAACACUCUUAGCCUGUAGAA